GCAGGCAGACUCUCAACCACUGCGCCACCAGGGAAGCCCUCAAAUCACUUCUUUUUAUGGUGAAAGGACCUGAAGCACUAUGAAAGCUUAGAUGGAUUGGGAGAAGAGAGGUUGGUGGGCAGAGACACUUUGGCAGGGAAGUGUAGGAAGCACUAAAGGUAGACUUGCACCGCUGCACAGGUUUGCCAAGUGGUGAUUCUGUUGAAUGAGAAAAUAAUCAAUAAUGGCUUUUUAAGAGAAACAAAGCAUAGUUGAGAGAAUGUCCCUAACCUUUAAGGGAGCAGUGUCCUAUUUUCCUACAAAGUAUCUUGAAGUGUUUUUUAGACAGAAUUCUGGGAUGCCUGGGUAGCCCAUGGUUUUAUCUUCAUAUAGGUGUGCUUUUAUUAAGCUGUUUUGUUUGUUCUCUUAUUUGAUUUCAUUGAGACUGUCUAAUGGGAGCGUCCAUGUCCUAUUUUGUCUAUGAAGCAUGUAAAAAGUGGCCCAAGAGCGUUCCAAGCCCAUGUGAGGGCAGACAUGCUGUGUGUGGUAAGGCAUGAGAUCUCAGGCAGAAGGAACAAAAGGUCUCAAAACAUCCAGAGAAUUAAGAGAUCUUCAUUCAACAAAUAUUGAGUGUCUUCCCAGAGUCAGUGUGCUUGGUUCUGGGGAUGAACACUGCACCAGAUGUGGUCUCAGUCUCAAUUCCAGCCAACACAUAUGAAAAGUACUGGACUUUUUACCAAAAGUAUGGGGGCCAUCAUUUUCCCAAAGAUCAUUUGAAAAAGGCUGUUGCCGAAAUUGAAGAAAUGUGCAAUAUUUUAAAAAUGGAAGGAGUGACAGUGAGGAGGCCUGACACCAUUGACUGGUCCUUGAAGUAUAAAACUCCUGAUUUUGAGUCUACGGGUUUAUAUGGUGCGAUGCCUCGAGACAUCCUGAUAGUUGUGGGAAAUGAGAUUAUCGAGGCUCCCAUGGCCUGGCGCGCUCGCUUCUUUGAGUACCGCGCGUACAGAGCAAUUAUCAAAGACUACUUCCGCCGCGGGGCCAAGUGGACAACAGCUCCUAAGCCCACAAUGGCUGAUGAGCUUUAUGACCAGGAUUACCCCAUCCAUUCUGUAGAAGACAGACACAAAUUGGCUGCUCAGGGAAAAUUCGUGACGACUGAGUUCGAGCCGUGCUUUGAUGCUGCUGACUUCAUUCGAGCUGGAAGAGACAUCUUUGCACAGAGAAGCCAGGUGACAAACUACAUGGGCAUUGAAUGGAUGCGUAAGCAUCUCGCUCCAGACUACAGAGUGCAUAUCAUCUCCUUUAAAGACCCCAAUCCGAUGCACAUUGAUGCCACCUUCAAUAUCAUUGGGCCCGGUCUUGUGCUUUCCAAUCCUGACCGACCAUGUCACCAGAUUGAUCUUUUCAAGAAAGCAGGAUGGACCAUAGUUACUCCUCCAAUACCAGUCAUCCCAGAUGAUCACCCACUCUGGAUGUCGUCCAAAUGGCUUUCCAUGAAUGUCUUAAUGCUAGAUGAAAAGCGUGUUAUGGUGGAUGCCAACGAAGUCCCGAUUCAAAAGAUGUUUGAAAAGCUGGGUAUCAGUACCAUUAAGGUUAACAUUCGUAAUGCCAAUUCCCUGGGAGGAGGCUUCCACUGCUGGACCUGCGAUGUCCGGCGCCGAGGCACCCUACAGUCCUACUUUGAUUGACCAGGCCUGCUGGGGCUUGGGGCUUGGCCUCAAAUAAAACUAGGAAGCUUAGGGAUAAGGUUCAUUCUCCUGCUUUAAAAAGUGCAUGAACUGUAGUACUUUAUACAAUCAUAUCCAUAACAGGGGUCUUAAGCCUGGUUUAUUUUUAUUAUUUUUCUUUGAUAAAAGGAAGAUAACCUGUGCUAGAUCUUACUCUCUUCUCCUAAAUAUUUUGCUGUUUGGCUUCAAGCAUAAAAAUUUGGUGAAUGUCUACCAAAACAAAAAUUAGUCAUUUGAGUAACUUGGCUACUAAUACAUUUAACCAUCUACCUCUGUUUUUAAUUUUCUUUCCAAAAGGCAGCUUGAAAUGUUAGUCCUAAUAGUCACUUUUUUUUUCCUUUUUGCUAAACUUGUGAAUGUUUGUAUCACUUCUUUUUUCUAAAUAAAAGACUCAGAAUGUAUACAGAUCUUCUAGAACCAGUAAUUGUCCCUUUUUCUAAUAAGGAAUUUUGGUAAUUUUUAAUUUUUUGUUUUUAAAAAUAACCUAGACUAUUGCAAACAUUUAAGUGAAUUUUCCAUGAAUGUUUUUAAUAUUCUCAUCUCAACAUUGGUGAUAUUUGCUAUUAAAAACCUUUUCAUACAACUUACCUCAUUUCAAGUGAUUUAUUUUAAUCUCUUUUUUCUUCUCUGUCCAGAAUUUUAGAGGAAUAUUUAGUGCAAUAGGGUGUAACUAUCAGUUCCAAUUCCUAAAUUUUGAUGUUCAGUAUCUAGUGGAUACAUUGCAUCUUUGGUCAUCUAAGAUUUGUUUACAGAUGUGCAAAUUAUUUAAAGCACAGACUUUAAAAGCAUUAAAAAAAAAACUAAUGGAGGUAAAACCUACAUGCGACGUGAAAUAAUUUUAACGUUGGAUACGGUACAUGUAUUUUUAUUCUAAUAAACUUUUGUGUUACAGAAUGGG
Aethalodelphis obliquidens (Pacific white-sided dolphin) is the source of this 2604-nucleotide messenger RNA. It is a transcript of the gene GATM, whose product is annotated as glycine amidinotransferase. The transcript has 8 exons. Lineage: Eukaryota; Metazoa; Chordata; Mammalia; Artiodactyla; Delphinidae. Gene Ontology annotation, cellular component: mitochondrial intermembrane space. The coding region runs from base 645 to 1667 and encodes 340 amino acids. The record is from RefSeq and is a predicted model, not a curated record. Gene Ontology annotation, molecular function: glycine amidinotransferase activity. Gene Ontology annotation, biological process: creatine biosynthetic process.